GGAUGCCAUAGCAGCAAUGGCACAGGAGGAGGUCCGAUUAAAGUUGAUGAAGAACAAUACAACGACUCCAUCUCAUCCAGCCUUCAUAGCAACCGACUAUAAGAGCAGAGAGUGCUUCAACUGCGGUGAGAAGGGUCAUUUGAUUCGUUCUUGCACGGCUCCACGUAGGAACAUGCGUGGAAGGGGGAGAGGAUAUAACCGAGGUGGAUUAAGGGGAGGCCGAGGCCGGGGAUACUCUGGUGGUCAAAGGGCAAAUGUGGCAGUCUCAGAAGAAGGAUCCUCACUCGCAACCCAAGAAGAAUCAAAGAAAAGAACAGAAAGCACAGGUGAUAAGGAUCAUGAGGAUUUUAGUUACGGCAACUUUGCUCACUUUGUAUCUACAGAUGAAGGAGAGGCAAACGGGGAAGAGGCUUGGGACUGGAACCAGGCGUAAUGGGCUAUGGUACAUGGAUCGCGAGGUGCCAAAUAAUGCGGUGUCUACGAUGUUAGCAACAAUGAUGGGAGAAAAGGAAACAAAGGUAAUGCUUCACCAUUGUAGAAUGGGACAUAUGUCUUUUGAGAAGAUGAGUAAAGUCUUUCCCGAUGUAAUGUGUGGGGUGGAUAAGAACAAGCUUGUGUGUGAUGCAUGUGAGUUUGCUAAACACACAAGGACAUCUUAUGUGAGUAAGGGUCUUAGGAGUAUUUCCCCUUUUAUGCUUGUUCACUCAGAUGUGUGGACAUGUCCUGUUAUCUCUCUAAGUGGAAUGAAGUACUUUGUUACAUUCA
Molecule: messenger RNA, 765 nt
Organism: Triticum aestivum (bread wheat)
Lineage: Eukaryota; Viridiplantae; Streptophyta; Magnoliopsida; Poales; Poaceae
Exons: 2
Coding region: 17-433 (138 amino acids)
Molecular function (GO): nucleic acid binding; zinc ion binding
Source: RefSeq, a predicted model, not a curated record